Gymnodraco acuticeps is the source of this 2625-nucleotide messenger RNA. RefSeq lists its product as uncharacterized. The coding region runs from base 247 to 2583 and encodes 778 amino acids. NCBI's taxonomy places the organism in Eukaryota, Metazoa, Chordata, Actinopteri, Perciformes, Bathydraconidae. Gene Ontology annotation, biological process: cell morphogenesis; positive regulation of neuron differentiation; regulation of Rho protein signal transduction. The record is from RefSeq and is a predicted model, not a curated record. The transcript has 10 exons. Gene Ontology annotation, molecular function: microtubule binding. Gene Ontology annotation, cellular component: ruffle membrane; cytoskeleton.
UUGUCUCAGCAUGGACCCGUGUGUUUCCAACCAGCGCCCUAUCCAUGGUCCGACCUCAAACACGGAAUUCUACGUGAAAGAAAAUGGUUUUAUUUAACAGCGUCGUCUUCGCUACUUAUCGAGAAGAACGAGAGAAAGACUUUAAAGGGUUCCUGGAAGUUACCGAAGCGUAGUUGAAGGUGUAAACACUAAAGACGGGACUAACCGCAGCGUCUGCAGUGAACGCUGCAACAAGAUAUCAGUGCCAUGAAGCUGAAUCCCCAACAGGCUCCACUAUAUGGAGAGUGUGUGUUGACUGUUCACCUGGAGGAAGAUGAUGUGUGUCGUGCUGAGGAUGAAGAAGAGAAGGUGGAGUUUUACCUUUUAUUCUCAGGAUCUACUCAAAGACAUCUGACCAGCACGCUGCGAGUCAGCCACGUCACCCUGCAGGCGGUGUGUCCAGCUCAUAAUGUGUGUGAGCAGGUCUUGGUGACGUUAUGCUGGGUUCAGCCUGAUGGAGCAGUGGACUCGCGCUCUCAGGAGACCUUCUGCUUCGUACAGGACUUGGCUCUCGACAUGGCCCACUUCCUGCUUGACAGCAUAGCUCCACAGGAAGCAUUACUAUUGGAUGAUGAGCAGGAGUGUGAGCGGUUGGACAAGAGUCUGGCUCUGGCCCUGAGACACCUGAGGACUCGACCCGGGAUUCACACACACAGUGGUAGGGACGGACACGACAAUGACACACAUGAUGAAACGAGCACAGAUGUGUCCACUGCGGAGCCUCCUCGCCAGCAGCUCUCAGGCCUGCUGCACCUGGCAGCCAGUCACGGUCUGCGCACGGUGGCAGCGUUCCUCCUGCAGCAGCCGGGGGCCCGCCGGGCCCUGAGGACCCCCAACGCCCGGGGGCUGACUGCAGCCUGUGUGGCGCAGAGCAGAGGGCACGAGCAGCUGCUGGAGCUCUUCACCCAGUUUGAGAAGUCUUCAACUGUGCAAGUGGAACCAAAAGAGCGGCUGCACUUUUACCCAGGAGGCCGAGUGUUUCAACAGCAUCUGAAUCUCGGUACCUACACCCUAACAUUCCCUGGAAGAGAGGAGGGGGCCGAGACACAGAGAAGUGAAGAGAGCUGCUUACAGGGGGAGGUGGAGGAGCUGAGGAGACAUAUCCGUCUUCACAGGGACAAAAAGGGAAGUGUCGCAGCGACACAUGUGGUUCCGCAGCCCUGCUCUAACGGCCUGUCCGUGGUUACCAUAGAGACCUGUAGCACAACAAAAGAAGAAGGGGGAAGUCCGCCAUCAUUGGAGCAAAGAGCACAGGGGGAGGACUCUGCCGCUGUCACUCACAUAUCCUGUACCAGUGCAAAGCUUUGUCAGGGGCAGGAAGCCGGGGGAGAACAGAAGGGAGCCCCGGCUGCCAACUCUCCUGCAGGACGCUACAGGAAAAACAAAAAGAGAACUAGAAAAAGCACCAGACACGCUGCAGAAUCUCCAGGAAAUAACAGAAGCACCCCAGAGGCCAAUAGAGGGAGCACACCGCAGCCUGCAACAGGAAGUACAACUGAGACCGAUGGACCUAUUUCACCCAGAGAACCAGUGGUGGCAUCAGUGAAAGUCGACACAAAAACAGAAAAGACUCCAUUACCCAUAAAGCCAGAGUCUGGACCAGGUGGAGAUAGGAAGUGUGCUGGCAGAAAAGCAGUGGCCUUGCCCACCAUCAACACCACCGUAGAAAAACAGGAAGCAGAGAAGUGGGAAGCUGAGCCAUUGAUAUGUGAGCGAGUUGUAGAGACAGGAGCACAGACAGAGCGGGGGGGCACUGGACCGGCUGAAGUCAACCCUGAUCUGGAAUCAGCUGCAGUAACCAUGGGUCAGGAACAAUCGAAAGAUCCCCAGGAAAGCCUGUCAGACGCAGAGGAGCCGGGCCAACCUGACACUGUGAACAACAGUCCUCAGAAUACCAACCCCAAGUCCCCCGACAUGGACAUAAAACCUCUGAGAGGGCUGUGGCGGGGUGGAGGCUGGAUGGGAAGCACAGUGGGAUCCCCCCCUCAAGGAUUAGACACCGUAGCACACACUGUCUGGUAUCAGGGUGAAAACCUAGACCAGGGUGCUGAUGAAGCCUGUAACAGAGAGGAAGUGAGAUCCCAGUCCGUUUGGUAUGACAGUGACACACCAGAUCAGAGCAAACACGAACAGCUGGAGCAGGGAAUGAGGGAGCAGGAAGAAUGUGAUUUGGGCUCGGCCCAAGCUUCUGGUCUUAGUUCUCUACAGCUGUUAGAUCAGGGACUUGCUUUUCAUCAACUGUCCUCAGCUCUUAGUCAGCCACAUGCUGCUGGAACACAGCCAGCACUAUCACAUGGGCCCCGGGCACAAAGACGGGAAGUGCACGGAUCACAGCCAGAGGAGGAAGUAGGGCCGGAGUGGAAGGAGGGAGGAGUGGAGGGGGACGGAGAGGAGGUUAGUAACAGAGACACCAGUCACAGCAGAAAGAGUUCUGAAACGGCAGACAUCGAGGAGGGAGAAGAGAAGCAAGGGAGCGGAGCAAAGGGCAGAAAAAAGAGGAGGAAGAAGAGGGGAAGGAGAGGAGGCGGGGGAGGCCAAACUUAGCUCCAGCUCAAGCAUAGACUCUCUAAGUCAGAGAGAACAAGU